Salvelinus namaycush (lake trout) is the source of this 5460-nucleotide messenger RNA. RefSeq names its product ras-specific guanine nucleotide-releasing factor 2-like. The transcript has 27 exons. Gene Ontology annotation, biological process: positive regulation of GTPase activity; Ras protein signal transduction. Lineage: Eukaryota; Metazoa; Chordata; Actinopteri; Salmoniformes; Salmonidae. The record is from RefSeq and is a predicted model, not a curated record. Gene Ontology annotation, cellular component: plasma membrane. Gene Ontology annotation, molecular function: protein binding; guanyl-nucleotide exchange factor activity. Bases 494 to 4735 code for a protein of 1413 amino acids.
CCAGGCUAUGCUACAGUGACAGACAGUAGCUCCAGUCCAGAGCGACCUGUCAAAUCCGAUUAGGGCUGUUUUCACCGUUUGUUCACUCAAUCAAUUUUGGUUUUACGCAGCUACAGCCUGAACGAAACGAUUUUGCGAUUUUCCAUUUUGAAUAUACAUUUUCUUGUCAUUUGGGGCCGUUUGGAACACGUUCUGAAAGUCUGAGGCAUUGCAACGUGGGUGUAUAGAUUUAUUUCUGGUUGGUGAGUCCAUCUGAGUGAGUAGAAGGCGCUAGAGUCUGCUGCUUUGCAGCGCGCUGCGUGGAUAGGACUCCAAACUUUUCCCUGCACGUCCGUGGUAAACUUGGAUUACCUCUCUCGCUCCUCCACAUCUACUUCCUCUCUCUCAUUUCCUGUCCAACUCUCUUUGAAAAUAUGAGAGAGAUGUCACAGAUAUGACAUCAACAACAACGAUCACUUAUUGAAAUCGACAGCGAGAAGGGGUCUCACGGAAAAUGCAGAAGAGCGUGCGAUAUAAUGAGGGCCACGCUCUAUAUCUGUCGGUUGUCGCGCGCAAAGAGGGCACAAAACGCGGUAUCCUGAGCAAGAAGUCUUCGGAGAACAGUCGGUGGAACGACAAGUACUUCGCUCUCUACCAGAAUGUGCUCUUUUACUUCGACAACGACCAGAGCACGCGGCCCUCUGGGAUCUACUUGCUGGAGGGGUGCACGUGCGAGAGGGUUCCCGCGCACAAAGGCUCCACGGUCAGCAAGGAGACCGUGGACAAGCAGCAGCACUACUUCCUGGUGGUGUUUGGCCAUGACGGUCAGAAGCCUCUGGAGCUGCGGACAGAGGAGGAGUCAGACUGCAAUAAGUGGGUGGAGUAUAUCCAACAGGCCAGUUACUCUGACAUCAUCAUUGAGCGCGAGGUCCUGAUGCAGAAGUACAUCCACCUGGUCCAGAUCAUGGAGACAGAGAAGGUGGCAGCCAACCAGCUACGCACCCAGCUAGAGGACCAGGACACAGAGAUAGAGAGGCUGAAAGCAGAGAUCGUACUGUUGAAUAAGGACAAGGAAAGGAUUCUGCCUUGCCAGACUAAUCAAGAGGAGGAGGAUCCAGACAUUAAAAAGAUCAAAAAGGUCCAGAGUUUCAUGCGAGGCUGGCUGUGUCGGAGGAAGUGGAAGAUCAUUGUUCAGGACUACAUCUGUUCUCCACAAGCUGAGAACAUGAGGAAGAGGAACCACAUCGUAUUUAACAUGGUGGAGGCAGAGACAGAGUACGUAUGCCAGCUCUCUGUCCUGGUCAACUUCUUCCUCAGACCACUACGUAUGGCCGCCAGCUCCAAGAAACCUCCCAUCAGCCAUGAUGACGUCAGCAGCAUCUUCCUCAACAGUGAGACCAUCAUGUUCCUCCAUGAGAUCUUCCACCAGGGGCUGAAGGCUCGGAUAGCCAACUGGCCCACUCUGGUGCUGGCGGACCUGUUUGACAUUCUGCUGCCCAUGCUGAAUAUCUACCAGGAGUUUGUGAGGAACCACCAGUACAGCCUGCAGGUCCUGGCCAACUGUAAACAGAACAGAGACUUUGACAAGCUGCUGAAGCAGUAUGAGACUAAUACUGCCUGUGAGGAACGCAUGCUGGAGACCUUCCUCACAUACCCCAUGUUUCAGAUUCCUCGUUACAUCAUCACUCUCCAUGAGUUGCUGGCACACACACCUCAUGAGCACGUGGAGCGCAAGAGCCUGGAGUUCGCCAAGUCCAAACUAGAGGAGCUGUCGAAGAUGAUGCAUGAUGAGGUGAGCGAUACAGAGAACAUUCGUAAGAAUCUGGCCAUUGAGAGAAUGAUCGUAGAAGGUUGUGACAUAUUACUGGAUACCAGCCAGACCUUUGUCAGACAGGGCUCACUGAUCCAGCUCCCAUCCAGCAAUGAACGGGGCAUGCUCAGUAAGGUCCGUCUGGGCUCUCUGUCACUCAAGAAGGAAGGAGAGCGACAGUGUUUCCUUUUUACAAAACACUUCCUUGUCUGCACACGCACCUCCGGGGGCAAGCUGCACCUGAUCAAGCAGGGGGGGGUGUUGACCCUGAUAGAAUGUACACUUGUAGAGGAGCUGGACGCCAAUGAUGAGGACUACAAUGCAGGAAGUCAGGGCUUCAACCACCUGGAGUUUAAGAUCAUGGUGGAACUCCCUGAUGGCCCCGCCUUCUCUGUCAUCCUAUUGGCUCCCUCCCGCCAGGAGAAAGCUGGCUGGAUCAGUGACAUCAGUCAGUGUAUAGAUAAUAUCCGCUGUAAUGGCCUGAUGACCAGUGUGUUUGAGGAAAACUCUAAAGUCACUGUGCCGCACAUGAUCAAGUCGGACGCACGUCUGCACAAAGAUGAUGUGGACAUCUGCUUCAGCAAGACGCUCAACUCCUGCAAGGUCCCCCAGAUCCGCUACGCCAGCGUGGAGCGGCUGCUGGAAAGACUGACUGACCUGCGCUUCCUGUCCAUCGACUUCCUCAACACCUUCCUCCACACGUACAGGAUCUUUACUACCGCUGCUGUGGUCAUGGACAAACUGGCCGACAUAUACAAGAAACCCUUUACCUCUAUACCGGUCAGGGUUCAGUAUCACUCCUCUGAUCGUCUGUCCAUCACGUCUCUCUGUCCUGACUACAGUUUGAAGAUCACACGUCUUGCUCUGGACCAACAAGAGUCUCUGGAGUUGUUCUUUGCUACCAACCAGGGGACGUGGUGCGGCGAGCACUUCAACAACAAAUCUCCCCGUCUCUGUCGCAAGUUCUCCUCUCCUCCUCUCACCACCCCCUCCCCUGUCCACUCCCGCAAACUCUCCCUCUCCUCCCCCUUCCACUCCCGCAAACUUUCCCUCUCCUCCCCCUUCUCCUCCAAGGCAGGAGUCCUAGACCUCUCCACCCCUUCCUCCUUUGCUGCUAACUCCCCCACCUCCUACCACCCUCCCUCCUUCUCCUCCCCGUCUCCCACCUCCACCCUGGCUCCAUCAGGGUUCUCGUCCCCCCCUCCCACCUCCACCCUGGCUCCGUCAGGGUUCUCAUCCCCCCCUCCCACCUCCAACCGGGCUCCAUCAGGGUUCUCGUCCCCCCCUCCCACCUGCACGCGGGCUCCCAGCCUGCCAACAAUCCCGGGGCUCUCCAACUCCCCUCACACCACCUCUCUGGACCAUCCUCCCGGUUCUCCGGAACCUGCCCCCCCAACGUUGGAAGACGAAGGAGGAGACAUGCCGCGCAUCGACGCCUGCUGUGGGAAACUCAGACGCAGCAUCCGCAGGGCUGUUCUGGAGACCGUUUCUCUGGAGAAGUUCCUUCCAGAGUCUAACCCUCAAGUCAGCGAGGACCGAGUCCCCCUGACAGAGUCCCCCUGUCGCUCCCCCUCUACACACCGACACAUGCGAUACAGACAGUCUGGAGGUUCCACGGGGGAGAACAAUCAUGGUACGAUGUCACCAGCCUCAGCCUAUGCUAUUGCAACAGCAGCCGCCGGACACGGCAGUUCCCAGGGUUUCAAUAAUAGCGAGAGGACCUGUGACAAGGAGUUUAUCAUCCGUAGAGCUGCUACCAACAGAGUCCUCAAUGUACUGCGUCACUGGGUCUCCAAGCACUCACAGGACUUUGAGAUGAACAGUGAGCUAAAGAUGGGUGUAAUGACUCUGCUGGAGGAGGUGCUACGAGACCCCGACCUGCUGCCUCAGGAGAGGAAAGCCACUGGCAACAUAGUAAGUGCCCUUUCUCAAGAUGAUCAAGAUGAUGCUCAACUUAAGAUAGAAGACAUCCUACAGAUGGUGCAGCUUGUGCUGGGGACAGUAAAAGGCCACUCUAAAAUGUGCAGUUAUGUUUCACUAUAUUGGAUCACUCCAAUAUAUUGGUAUCACUCCGCGGCGGAGGGAUACAUCCGAGGUGAGGAUUUACAGAUUUACUCCCUUGUACACCUGUGUCAUGGCUGGGGUCCUGUAACGCACGUCGUCGGGAGAAGGAGAAGAGGACCAAGGUGCAGCGUGACGGAGUGCCCCAAAGCAGAGUGUUUUGAUUCUCUGUCUGCGAUUGAGCUGGCUGAACAGAUCACCCUGCUAGACCACAUUGUGUUCAGGAGCAUCCCUUACGAAGAGUUUCUGGGCCAGGGCUGGAUGAAGCUGGACAAGUUGGAGAGAACUCCAUACAUCAUGAAGACCAGUCAGCACUUUAAUGAUAUGAGUAACCUGGUAGCGUCUCAGAUCAUUGCCCAUACAGACGUGGGCUCCAGGGCUAACUCCAUAGAGAAGUGGUUGGCUGUGGCUGGUAUCUGUCGCUGCCUCAACAACUAUAAUGGAGUUCUGGAGAUCACCUCGGCUCUCAACCGCAGCGCCAUCUACAGGCUGAAGAAGACAUGGGCCAAAGUCUGCAAACAGACCAAGUCACUGAUGGGCAGGCUACAGAAGACAGUGUCAUCAGAAGGCCGAUUCAAGAACCUGAGAGAAACCCUAAAAAACUGCAACCCUCCGUGUGUGCCCUACCUGGGGAUGUACCUGACUGACUUGGCCUUCAUCGAAGAGGCAACACCCAACUUCACUGAGGAGGGACUCGUCAACUUCUCCAAGAUGAGGAUGAUGUCUCACAUCAUCAGAGAGAUCCGUCAGUUCCAGGGUGCGCCCUACAGGAUAGAGCACCAAGCCAAGGUUACUCAGUUCCUGCUGGAUAGGACUCUGGUGAUGGAUGAAGACACUUUGUAUGAGCUGUCCCUGAAGAUUGAACCCCGCCUCCUUCCUGGCUAAACACACAGAAACACCACACAGUUGGUUUCACUCGAGCUGGCACUUAGUGGCACUUAGUAUUUAGUAUUCUUAUUAUCAUCAGCUUGGUAACCAUGGAACGGAGAGCCCUGAGAAUCACCUGGUUUAGGGUUCUUGUUACUUUAGCAGCAUUGCCAAUGAACAACUCAUGUGAAGACGUGCCUUGCUUGUAAAUAUGUACAUAUCAAGAUGCUGCAAUAAACUGUAUUAGUGUAGUAAUAACUGUUAUAAUGAUUUCCUGAUGAUCUUGCAUACAUUUAUGCCAUUUAACAGAUGCUUUUAUCCAAAGCAACUUACAGUCAUGCGUGCAUACAUUUUAAGUAUGGGUGGUCCCAGGAAUCAAACCCACUGUCCUGGCGUUGCUAGCAUCAUGCUCUACCAACUGAGCUACAGAGGAUUCACAUUUCUCUGAAGAAGACUGAACCCAGUUAGAUUUAGGUUUGGCUGUACCUGUGACUUCGAGAGGGAGAAGUUUAGCUGGCCAGAUUAAUGGCAGCUGUGGGAAGAGACUAGUGAGGAGGGACAGUGGCUGUCUCUAUAUUGUGCUCUACUGGUGAAGUGGUGGAAGGUCAGCCUCAUAUCCAAUAGUGAUUGUGAGCAUUCCCCAAAGAUUUUUCAAAUCAAAUCAAAUGUUAUUGGUCAUAUACACGUUUUUAGCAGAUGUUAUUGCAGGUGUAGCGAAAUGCUUGUGCUUCUAGUUCCAACAG